Molecule: messenger RNA, 4408 nt
Organism: Bombyx mori (domestic silkworm)
Lineage: Eukaryota; Metazoa; Arthropoda; Insecta; Lepidoptera; Bombycidae
Product: 23 kDa integral membrane protein
Exons: 5
Coding region: 315-1058 (247 amino acids)
Cellular component (GO): plasma membrane
Source: RefSeq, a predicted model, not a curated record
CAAAGUAAUUUGGGGUGUCGUGAUUCCAAUCCUGGCACGCGAUUCAUGGUUCACACCGCCUAGUUUUCCCUACAAAAUAAAAUACCGAGGAACGCUUUGUACUAGCGCAUUUGGCUAACGCUUGGCUGUACGUGUGCACGUGUCUGUGACUCAAAAAAAAAAAAAAUAUACAUUCGUAAUUCGAAUUUGAAGACUUGCGUUUUAGGUUUCUUGAUUUUUUUUUAAAUAAAGAAUAAUUUUGUUACAUAUUUGAUUUUGUUAAAAUUGUAUUAGACUGUGGCUUUUUUAAAUUUAAAUAAAAUUAUUUAAUCAAAAUGGAGGGGUGCGGUAUGAGUUGCAUUAAAUAUUUACUCGUCGUUUUCAACGCUCUGUUUUUGAUCUUCGGCGUGGUAAUCAUAGCGGCAGCAUGUGUGGACAUGGGAUUAAUCAAGGGCUUCGCUGGUAUGGAGACCACGGGCCACGAAACGGACGCGGUCCUCAUUGCUGUAGGAGUUCUCAUCAUAUUAGUCGCUGCUUUUGGGUGUUUCGGAGCUUGGAAGGAAAGCACCAAGCUACUUUAUAUUUUUGCUGGAUGCCUGAUCAUCAUCAUACUCCUCGAACUGUCGGUUGGCAUCGCUGCGGCUGCUCUCCGUCCACAAAUCGAAGGCACCAUGAAGACUCAACUGCGAGCGUCCUUCAUUAAGAACAAGUCCACUAAAGAAGAAGAUUCCACUUACAGGGAAUUCUGGGAUAAAAUUCAAAACAACUUGGAGUGCUGCGGAGUGACCGGGCCUGACAACUACGGCGCCUCGGAGCCGCGCCUCAACCCCUCGUUCAGCUGCUGCCCCCCAGACGACUCCGACCGCGCCGUGGAGAUCAAGCGAUCCGACUGCCUCUCCCUCGAGAAGUACUACAAGGAAGGGUGCGAGGACAAAGUGCUGUCCACGGUCCACAGCGCCGGCAUGACCGUCAUCGUGUGCGGGAUACUGUUCUGUUUCUUGGAGGUGGCCGGCAUAAUUCUAGCGUUAUGGUUGGCCCACGCCAUUAAAUCGGAGGGGAAGAGUCGGGAAACCGCCUAAACAUCCUCCAGGAUAUUAAUUUAUAUGCACUUUAGAAAUUCGUUGUUACUCAUAAAUGUGUAGCGAUACACAAAUUAUUUUAAGUCGAAUGUAUGUAGAGCAUUGUCCAUUAUCAAACGAAUUUCCCCCAAACUUGUUUAGCUUCUCAUAUAUUCUUAUUAAUACGAAAUUUAUGUAUCCUUAUCAAGUUUAAUCAUUACUUGGUAAGGUUUUGUUCGGUCGCAUUUAAUAAAUCAAAUCGAUUAGUAUUAUUUGUGAUUAUUUUAAUUAUUAGAUGUAUUAUACUCAAAAGCAGCAAAAAUUAUGUGAAAUUUUAUUUUAGGCAUGAUGAAUUAUGAAACAUAUAUUUUACAAACACACAUAGUUUUUUUAUUUUUUUUAUUGCUUAGAUGGGUGGACGAGCUCACAGCCCACCUGGUGUUAAGUGGUUACUGGAGCCCAUAGACAUCCACAACGUAAAUGCGCCACCCACCUUGAGAUAUAAGUUCUAAGGUCUCAAGUAUAGUUACAACGGCUACCCCACCCUUCAAACCGAAACGCAUUACUGCUUCACGGCAGAAAUAGGCAGGGUGGUGGUACCCACCCGCACGGACUCACAAGAGGUCCUACCACCAGAUUUAUUUAGUUAAAUGAAAAAACACGUUAUAAAACCGCAAAUAUAUUUCUAAGUUGUGUCGUUGUGUACUGUAGGUGUGUAAUGAAAAUAUUACGUAGAGCCGUAGAGCGUUCGCUUAGUUUUUGUAUUUGUAAUAAUCGAAACUAAAUAUCAUUUUAAAGAAAUGUGUAGGAAUUAAUUAUUAUUAUUAUUAUUAGCAUUUAAUUUAACGUAUUGUAAUUAUUAAAGUAAAACAUUAAGAUUUUUUCACUUAGAUUUUACUCUUCUAACCUACAUACCUAUUGAAACCAUAAAAAUAACAGACGUAAUUAAAUCAUAGAAAUAAAUAGUAAAAGCUUUUAAAAUGACAUACAUAUGUAUGUUACUUUUAUGAUUUCAUCCAAGACUAAUAAAUAAAAGUUAGAAGAAUAGAAUCUGGCUACAGAAAAUACAAUUUGUUAUUGUUUGUUAUUGUUUUAGAAUUAAUAAAUUUACAAUAUAAUGCUUACAUAAUAAUAUAUGUAAUAAUGUUGUUAAAUAUAUCGGAUUUUCGGGUGUCCUUAAUCUUUGACAAUUACAAAAGUUAAUCAUUUACAGUGUUGCGAGGGUAAUUUGUAAAUUACGUUAAUUACGUAAAUAAUUAUUCCAAAAAUGUAAAGCUUAAUAUUAAUUAGUUUAGUUAAUAAUUUAAUUUUAACACUAUUUUUUAAUUCCCAAUCGAAAGAAAAACUUAUCUUACAAAAUAGUAUUUUCUAAUUAAUUCCACUUUUAAUCAAAUAUGUAUAAUAAUGUAUUAUAUAUUUGAUUACGUAUUUGAUUAAAAUUUAUAAUAAUAAUAUGUUUAAUGUGUUUAUUAAUUAAUAUGUUUAAUAAUGUAUUAUAAAUACUAUUUCGUGAUAUAAGUUUUACUUUCGUAAUGCCAAUCCUUAUAGUAUAUAUUCACGAUGCCCAGUAUUCGUAUUCAUAACUAUGACUUUACAGAACUGGCUAGGCUCGAUAGGGUGUGGUGUGAGCACGCAUCGGUGGCUAACACCAUUAUUUCUUCGAUUAAGCAACUCAUUCUCAUUUGCAGAGCACCACAGUCCUAAAUAAAACAGACUGCUCUAAUAUCCAAGAGCAUCGACAUUGGUAUUCUUCAAUUUACGCUAAAUAUACCAAAAAUAAAUAAGAUAUCAUCAGGCGUAAUUAUGCAAUCUUAACCGUUCGCCUUUUCCAAAUCGCCUAUUGUUCUUUGAUUCUUUGGUAAUUAAAAUGUAGUGUUACAUAUUAGGAUGUUAAUUACCGUGUAAGUUUUGUUCAUUACCGUGUAAUUUUUGCGCAUUACCGUGUAAGUUUUGUUCGUUACCUUAGUGCUCAAUGGAGCUCAGCUAGUCAUUAAUUUGUUAGAAUCUAGCAUCGUAUUUAAUGUGUUACGUGAAUUUAGUUCACGAUAGAAUUUCGUGAGGUUUUCGGAAGUUUUAUAAACAUGAUGACAAUUAACUGUAAUACUUCACUGUGGCGGGUAGCCAUCAUACAACGCAAGAUAAUUGACAGAUGCCUGAAUCUCGCUUACGACAUUUUCAAGAUAAAGCGCCUAUAUACAAGUUCCGCACAACAACGUUCGGACCGUCGGUCUACCGAGCAAUAUCGCUCGCUCGGUGGAAGAUCUUCCCUUUGUCGUAUAUCUCCCCAAAUUCACUAUUAAAUUAAGCAUUUUUGUUGGAACACGAAAUGUAACAAGACUCAAGCCAUUAUUGCAUUGUUAGUAAUAAAAGCGUUGUAUUUUCACAAUUUCUCCUUCAUGGAAAGGCUUGAAAUAUGAUUAUUUAUAAAAGAAGAAGAGUCCUAUUAAGCCUAAUAAUCCUAUUAUUCAUCAUGAUUUUAAGACUACACGUAUUUUGUAAUUUAUGUUAAAUUUCGUUUUGAAUCGUUUGCCUCCACAAUACGAAUUGAAUGUUGAGAACUAUCUCAGAUUCAAUUGACCGUAUUUUAUUUAAUACGCGUUUUGUAGAAAAUUACAAAUAAAAAUUAUUCUAAAUGCAAAUUUUUUGCCCCAAAUAUAAUUUCCUCAUGAAAAUAAAAAAGGGAAAUUUGUAUUAGUUUAAUCCGUGAUCGUGAAAAUCGAUAACUGAGCGCCCUUUUAGUAUUAUUCAUUGUAUAAAGAGGGGCAGAGAACUUGUAGUAUUCAAAAGGUAAUUAUAUCGUGAUCAUGCACAAAUAUAUCAAAUAGGGUAUGUUCUAUCGGUUCCCGAUAAUGAAUGGAGCCAGUAGCAUUGGCGGAAAACCAGAAGUUACAAUUCUUAAUAUUCUGCUAACGUUAACGAUUGUACAAGAGUACAUAAACCUACGAGAUUCACAAAAGCAAAGUCAUAAAAUCAAAUUUCCUGAAGCGAUAAUGCUAGCAACGCAAUUUAUAGUAUUGUUCCGUUCUACCAGCUCGUCAGUUUCUUACGCGGAGAAAUUUCUGCUCAUAUAAUUGUGAUGACCACGGGCUACAGUAACUACGAAUAUCAGAUGGGCCGUAAACUGUCCCAUCUGUGCAAUAAUAAAUAAAUUAAAAACCAUAGUAAUGUCCAUUUCUUUUCCUACGCGUAAAAAACUAUUUAUUGUUUAAAAUGGUAAUAAUUACCCACCUAGUUACCUAGUUACAUAAUAUUAUAAAUCGUAAUUAUGUAACCAUUCCUAAAUCGUGUGAUUUUCUUCUUCUUUAAUGUUAAAUAAAUCUUUGAUCAGUGUUGGUGUUUAAUAGAGUUUAAAUAAUAAAAGUUUUACGAAA